GUACGUGCACCUAUACCUAUAUCUAUCACGCGGGUCCAGCGUCCACCGCCGGCUAUCGGUGACCUCCCGCCGGCCGAUAACCAGUGAAUCAGUGGCCGCGCGCGGAACACAACCCCUACGAAAAACUACACGAAAAACCAAACAAAUCCAUAUUUAAUUCAGCAAACUCCCCGCUCACGCUCAGUCGUCGCUACGCCGGCGGUGCGCACGCAUGCGGCUGGACCUGCUGCCGUUCUUCAACUGUCUCAGCCGCCGCAAGCUGCCGAGAUGUGGCCGCAGGUGCUUGUCCUCGCGGUGCUAGUCAGUUCUAUAGUUAGUCUGGAGGAAGCGGAGGAGGUGGCGGCGUUUGGCGCGUGCGCCAACUGUGCGAUGGAGGAGCUGAGUGUGGAGGAGCGGACCGAGGCGCGGCUGGAGUUCGUGAAGCAGCAGAUCCUGAAGAAGCUGCGGCUGAGCAAGAAGCCGCGGGUGGCGGCGGCGCGGCUGCCCAGCCCCGUGGUGCAGGGGCAGACGCUCAGCCCGCGCGCCGACCGACCCGCCGAGUUCGAUAACUACUACGGCAGGACGGAACAGAAGAUCAUAUUUCCUGUUGAAGGCGAGUGCCUGACGUCGGGGCGCUACCCGUUCACGUGUCUGCAGUUCGAGCUGCCCCCGGACGUGGAGCCCGAGGAGGUGGCCGUGGUCGAGCUGUGGUUCUAUAAGGAACCCGACCCGCUAGACGAGUACAACCAGACCUUCGUGAUCUCCGAAGCGGCGCACUGGGACAGCCAGCAGCAGUUCAAGAAGACCAAGCCCAUCGCCAUCAAGGAGACGGCGACCAGCGCUGGCUGGGUGCGCGUGGAGCUGGCCUGGGCAGUGCGGGUGUGGCUCGAGGAGUCGGAGCGGCUGCAUACCCUGCAUGUGGCUUGUAGGACUUGUCAGCUACGCCGCUCGCCGCUCUCAUUCCACGAAAAACACCGUCCAUUCCUAGUCCUCUACACCAAGUACGCGGGCAAGCGGCGCCACGGCCGAGCCCUGGAGUGCGGGGCUACCACUCGGGAGUGCUGCCGGGAGCCCCUCUAUGUCAGCUUCAAGGACUUGGGCUGGGACGACUGGAUCAUUCGCCCGGCUGGCUAUCAUGCCUACUUUUGUAAGGGCAGUUGCGCGCCCAUUUCUGCGGUGACUCAAGCGGAUAGCUAUCAUCAUAAUAUUAUUAGGAAAUACUCGUACUCCCUGAAGGGUCCCCGCAAGAUAGAGUUCACGCCGUGUUGCGCGCCCACCACCUUCAGCUCGCUCCAGUUGCUGUACAUGGACUCCAACAAGACCGUGACGUCGAAGACGCUACCCAACAUGGUGGUGGAGUCUUGCGGGUGUAUGUAAAGAGAAUGUUUUGGCGACUUUUGGAUUUGGUCGUGUAACCUUCGAACUGGGUUAAAACGUUCGUAUACUUAUUGGGCAUUCUAAAACGUUGGAUCCUUCUUUAAAGGUGAAUUUAUAAUAUGUGAAGGGCUGAAGAAGAGUGCAUAUUGGGUUGUUUUGAAGUGAAAUAUGUAAAUGCAAAACAACUAGCGCCAGCGGCCAUGUUGCGGGAAAACAGAGAACUAAGUUAGGCACUACUUAAGCAUUUUGUGAUAUCGUCAUGUUUUAGAGGUAGUAAAGGUGCAAAUUUACACCUUUAGCUUAACUUGCUUAUAAGUUACGACGAGGUUAUGUUUUAGGUCACAUUUUUUAUAAAAUUUUAUUCAAACCCUCUGUCAUCUUAACCGAUUUUAUUAUGGAUCUUAAUUUUAGUACCAGUGCAUUUAUUUAUGAUUUAGUAUAAAUAUGACAUAGGUAUUUAAAUUAAAUAAUGUGUGAAGGAUAAGCAGAAAUAUUUAAGUUUAAAUAUAUACAUAUUCUUCCCAUUAAUAUCUACUUACUUAUUUAAUGAUAAACUAAACAUUACGUUAAAUAAACUAAUGUAAUUUUUGUAUGAUAAAUUAUCAACUUUAAGAAAUUAAGUUUUGACUUAGUUUAAGAUAAGUUCAUUAGAGUUAAAUUAAUUAAAAUUGUUCCUAUUUUGUUUUUAAGUUAUCAAGUGAUGGAUGGAUAAACUAUAUAAACACAGAAACAUUAGGUAUAUAUACAUAGAAUCUAGAUAAUACU
Plutella xylostella (diamondback moth) is the source of this 2121-nucleotide messenger RNA. RefSeq names its product activin beta chain dawdle (gene daw). The record is from RefSeq and is a predicted model, not a curated record. Gene Ontology annotation, cellular component: extracellular region. Gene Ontology annotation, molecular function: cytokine activity; growth factor activity. NCBI's taxonomy places the organism in Eukaryota, Metazoa, Arthropoda, Insecta, Lepidoptera, Plutellidae.